GUCGAUGUGACCUAUUUCAGACUGAACUAAUGCAAGAGUGAAAACAUUACAAGUGUUUUAGUCAUCAGAAAGAGAAGAAACCUCUGAAACUGUACGAAUCCUGAAGGAGAGGAAGAAGAAGAAGAAGACUAAGAAAAAGGAUGGGGAGGGAGGCAUGGCGCAGAGUGCUGUGGAAGAAGCAACCCUUCGGAUAAUAUGUAGGAGACUCUUUCCUCAGAGUUAGCAAAAAAUGUAAAGAACUGUCUUUUUCUGAGACAUUUUAUGGUGCAACAGCUGUUACACAAGAAAUAUGCAGUUGUGUUGGUCUAGUUGUGAUAUUCUUCGGCAUAUCAGAAGGCAAUCUAAAUGCUUCAGUAGUUUUAACAUUAACAGCAUCCGUGGGUGUUGCUGGGUACAUUAUGACGAGAGCCCAACUUGCUGCCUCAGUUAAGGGUGACAUGAAGGUGGCAUGUUUCUAUGUGGUUUUGAUAGCAUGUGCUUCUCCCAUAGUCAAGAGCCUCACAGGCAGCGUCGCAACAGAUUCCAUAAAUGCCUGCACUGCGUUUUUGUUAAUCUUGCGCCUUGCAGUUCAUGAUUAUGGGACACCAGUUGCUAUUGUUAAUCCAACUGUUUCACACAAUGUUGGAGUGUUCGCGUCAGUUUGUUUGGCUUCCAGACUGGACAGUGGCCUUGACGUCUUUACUUUAAUGACUGUAGCUGUAGCACUCUUUGCACUCUUCCCCAGCUUUAGAAGAUACUACCGGGUUCACCUUGGAAAAGGCUGUGAUCUUCUGAUGACUUUAGUGGUGGUGAUGUGUACCUCUAUUGGAAUUCAUCAGUUUGCUUCACAGCUGUAUCUCGUCUUCUAUUUAGCAAUAAUGAUUUGUAACUUCCUCAUCCCAGCCCUUUAUAUCUAUUUCCAGAGUUAUAAGCAAAAUAUAUAUGGGCCUUGGGACGAGGCACAAAUUGAAGAUAGAGAAUCAUCGCAAGAAUCAACAACUGAAGCAGAUUUUUGAAAUUGCAUCUCGUGCAGAUAAUCUUGUUUUCCAUGCUCAAAGUGCACAUGAUUAAAGUUGUAAAUUGGAUUAUACUGUAUUUGUCAUUAUUUGCAGACAUUAAUGAAAAUAUUAAGUUUUUCAUUGUUAUUCCAGACAUUGAUUGCUAUUUUCAUAAAAAUAUUGAAACCUUUUUUUUCUUUUAACACACCAGCUGUCUCCCACCACAGCGGGUGACCCGAAAAAGAAGAAACACAAGAUUCUUUUUUACAUUUAGUAAUUUAUACAGGAGAAGGAGUUACUAGCCCUUUGCUCGCGACAUUUUAGUCACCUCUUAUGACAUGCUUGGCUUACGGAGGAAGGAUUCUUUUCCACUUCCCCAUGGAUAAGAUUUUUGAAAAACAAUGUUAAUUUUUGCUGAUGAAUGUACUACAUAUAUUUUUCAAUAUUGUCUACAAGAUAUUUGAUUUUUUAAAUAUUCAAAGGAAUAUAUUACUUGGAACAUUAAAAUGUACCACUGCCCAUUAAGUUAAAAUAUACAAAACUGUUGAUGGGUUAUUUUUAAAAUAAAUUUUCAGCUUUCAUAUAGCUUCUAAAUAAUAAUUGUAGUUAUGUGUACAGUACAGUAAUCAAACAUUUGUGAAAAAUGUUUAAUAAGAACCCAUAAUGUACAUAUACGACAUCUAAGGAUUUGCAUAUUUUCUUACAGAAUUUAAUAAUCAAAACAUCAUUUGUAAGUGAGGUUUGUCAGUUUAUAAAAACAUUAGUGUAUCACAUGUAAAUCUAGUCUUUAUAAACCAUACCACGGGUGGGAUUUGAACCCGCGGUCAGAGAGUCUCAAAACUCCAGACUGUCGCGUUAGUCUUUAUACAUACUUGUAAUCAUGAUUUAGUUUUAAGGCUUUUAUUGAAUUAACUAAAUACUUCCAGUAUUUUAAAAACUAUGUAUUCUUAUUCUCAUAUAUGUAUAAUCAUAAUUUACUUUAAACACUUCCCAAAAUGCCUUGCAUAACAAAAGGCUUUCUAUAAAGUAUUCAUACAUGUCAGUCACCUUAUUGUAUAAUAUACUGUACCCUGCAUUAUAGAAAUAGUUUGUUUUUGUUUAUCAUAUUAAUGUAGGGUUUAUAUUAU
This is a messenger RNA of Cherax quadricarinatus, 2104 nucleotides long. The record is from RefSeq and is a predicted model, not a curated record. Lineage: Eukaryota; Metazoa; Arthropoda; Malacostraca; Decapoda; Parastacidae.